Molecule: messenger RNA, 3323 nt
Organism: Aedes aegypti (yellow fever mosquito)
Lineage: Eukaryota; Metazoa; Arthropoda; Insecta; Diptera; Culicidae
Product: RNA polymerase II degradation factor 1
Exons: 2
Coding region: 483-2414 (643 amino acids)
Source: RefSeq, a predicted model, not a curated record
UCGGUUGGAAACAAAGUCGUCACGCAAAAGGCUCCAACCUGUUGGCUGGCUCAGCUGACUGUUAUCCGCAUGCCUAUUUUCAUUUCGUUUCCUCGCGUGGCACAGCCGGAAAAUAAAAACUAUCGGUAGUUAAGCCAGAAGAAAAGCGAAAGUAAGCUCGCGAGGCGUCAAGGCUUAAUUAGUGCUAAAAUUAAAACCUUUUACUAGUCGAUUUUCCGUGGCUUUUGUUUGCUCCUAUCACUAACACCAAAACCCUCGAAAAGGGGUGAACUUACACCCACCAACGGAGAUCGGGCGUCCAAGUGGGUGAUUCCUUAUUUCUAAGCGCACCCCACCCUGGUGAAGAGACCCCAGAAGGCGCCAUAGAAGAAAUUUCCGCCCGCCAUGCUUGGUUCGUUUAAUUAAUAUAUAAAUAGAUAUGGGCCCAGUAAAAUUGCAACCAGUAAACUUUCUUCUCUCAAACCAUCUAUACGUGUAUCGCAAUGAAGUUUACGAUACUAGCUGCCUCUCUGGUCGUUGUUUGCACGGCGACACUUGUUUUAGGAUCAAAACCGGCAGGUCAUGCUGGUGUUGACGGCCAACUAGAACAGACACCCGCCGAGGACCGGCAGUGGAAAGUGGAAAAGCGUCACACCGGAAAGAAGAUCCACAUUUUUCUCGGAAAAGGUUCAGGGAAGAGCAAAAAGUCCAGCAAAAAGCAUGCCGACAGCGAUGGAGCUGAAACGCAAACACGUAAAACACCCGAGUUGACAACCCGAUCGGACAAGGCCGAAGAUUUGGCCGCCUCGGCCACAUCCGACGCGCCAGACGCUGCCGUUGGCGAAAGCCAACACUACGAAGUCCCUGAGCACCAAAUCGUGAAGGAGAAGAUUAAGAUCAAACACCAUCACCACCAUCAUCAUCACAACCAUGUGAAGACGGUGGUCAAAAAGGAACCCUAUCCUGUUGAGAAGGUGGUUCAGGUGCCGGUCGAAAAAAUCGUUCACGUACCCAAACCGUACCCAGUGGAAAAGAUCGUAGAAAAGGUGGUUCACGUUCCGGUUGAAAAGAUUGUUCACGUGCCGAAACCCUAUCCAGUUGAGAAAAUAGUCGAGAAAGUAGUCCAUGUGCCCAAGCCAUACCCAGUAGAGAAGAUCGUUGAAAAGCCCGUACAUAUUGCGAAACCUUACCCAGUCGAAGUGAAGGUUCCGUAUCCUGUUGAAAAGAUUGUUCACGUCGACAAACCCUAUCCAGUCGAAAAGAUUGUUGAGAAAGUAGUGCACGUUCCAAAGCCGUACCCAGUUUACAAACAGGUUCCAGUUCCAUACGAGGUGAAGGUACCAUACGAAGUACCUAAACCAGUUCCAUACCCAGUUGAGAAGAAGGUUCCCUAUCCAGUAGAAGUUAAAGUACCAUUUGAAGUCGAACGAAAGGUACCAGUACCUGUGAAGGUGGAAGUCGAGAAGAAGGUUCCUGUCCCUGUCAAAGUAUACGUACCGGUUGAAAAGAAGGUUCCAUAUCCAGUUCCGGUGAAAUCCCAGUUCCCAUUCGAUAAGGACAUCGGAUAUGCCUCAACCAAACUGCAUCCAUUCGAAUCCCAGCAACAUGAAGUGAGACAUUACGGCGACGAGUACUCUAACGGCGAAGAAGGGUAUAGAAGAACUACAAAGACUACUUACAAGAAGAAGUCAAAGAAACAUAAGAAAACAGAAGACUAUCAACAGCAACAACAAAGCCAACAGCACUCUGCACCAGUGACUGAAGAUAAUCAUGAAAAUCACUCUGGACUGUCCAGCUCUUAUGCUAAUAGCGGAAGCUCGGAAAACUCUCAGCUACAUCAGAACGGUGCUCACUAUUCACACACUACGAUCUUCACUCAUCCGCCAUCGCAUGCUCACAGCAACUCACAGCAACAGCAGCAGCAGCAACAUCAACAGCAACAUCAACAACAACAACAACAACAACAGCAACAACAACAACAACAACAACAAUAUCAACAACAGCAACAAUACCAACAUCAGCAACAAUACAAUAGCCAAGACCAACAACAAUACAACAGUCAAGAAAGUACCAACUACUUCAACCAACAACUUCUUCAAUACAGCCAACAGCCCAAAUACGGACCAUCGACAUUCCCACAGCAAAACGACUACCAAUCGCAGGCUACUAGCCAGGAAAGCCAUUAUCACCACAAUGACCAUUACGGAUCGGGUACGACACAACAGGAGGUCAUCGUGACUCCGCCGGCCAACACUGCCCAUCUCACAUUCGAUAUGUCCCAACAAUCUAUGCCUCAAGCUUUCGCUCUCACAGCACCGUCCAAUCCGGGAACUACGUUGCAGCUUGAAUCCCAACCACAGCCAUUCCAGCUUCUCCAAUUAUCGCCCUUCCAGUUCCAAACCCCCACCGGCUUCUCCCUGCCAACUGCCAGGUAAACGGAACUGCCGGAAACGGAAACGUGGUGGAAAGGUUUCGUGAAGAAAAAAAGACUGCAAAUCAACCCCCAUCUUCUCAUGCACUGUUACCAAUUCGGAAGGAAUCCCUCCGAUGUCAUAAACUAUUUAUAAGCAUUAACCAGUGCUCUUGCUCUAGAAGUGUAUUUUGUAAAACUUAAGCUCCACCUAUGAAGUCUAUUUUUGUAAAAUAGUAUUGUUGUUGAACCAUUUCCUAGUGUCCUUAGUAGUUAAGCUUUUCGGCCAGGUUAGCACAAUGUUAGGAUCGUGGGCCGCUUGUAGCGAAACGUAGCUUGCUGACCUUGUGCUGAUUUUAUUAUUGAUAAAUCAUACCAAAGCUCAUUAUCAAUGUAAACGUGAUAUUAAGAUAAUUUUCUUUUCUCGGCUAGCUUAUUUUCCUCCAACAAAAUUAGACGCAUAUAGUUACCAAACCUUCACAAACUUGAUAUUUCGAAAUUUUCAAUCCCAUAUACAUCGCCGAUGGUUUGUCUUACUCUCAUGGUAUGAAAGUAAUUUUCAAUUUAUUGGCCAAAGUUUAAAAUGCGAGCAUUAAAAUUGUUUUAUUAAUGAAUAACUGUGACAUUCUAGGAAAUAAUGAAUGUUAAUUUAAAAUACUAUUUACCUGUAGCAGAUUCCGAUUAUAACAAAAAAUGAGAUUAUCUAAAUUCAGUGAAAACAUUGUUUAUGCCAUGAGAGAAGAAGAAUGACUCCCAUCAAUACAUAGUAUUUUCGAUUGCUUUACGGUCUAGGGAAAAUAUUGCCUUGAAAAGAAAACUAACGAAUAGUGAAUCCUUGUGUAAAUAUUAUACUUCCUUCUAUUGAAGAAACUGUUUGUGGUAAGGCAGAUUGAUUGCUAAUAGUUGCAAAUACAUUGAAAAAAUCGAAAGAAAA